AUGAUGGCCAAGGCCGUGAAAAUUGAAGUCACCUCGAGGCAAAUGAUAAAGCCAAGCUCCCCAACGCCACCGGAGAAGUCGUCGCUAAAGCUCUCCAUAAUGGACGAGCUAAACUACGUCAUGGCCACGCCGCUGACCUUAUUUUACCCGGCGCCUGAUGCCGGUCAGCAGGACGUCACCGUUCCAAGGCCCGGCCUUCUCAAAUCCGCCCUCGCCGAUGCCCUCACACUCUACUACCCGUACGCCGGCGAGCUCAGGGCGAGCAAUGUGAUCGAGUGCAACGACGCUGGGAUCGAGUUCGUCGAGUGCAACGUCGCCGGUACCCUCUCCGACAUCGUGUUUCGCUGCCCGGACCUCGACCUCCUCGACAGCUUCCUGUCCAUCGACGACCUAAACUCUGCGGAUCGCUACGUAGGAGGCCAGAUCAAGACCCUCGCCUUCUCCUGCGGCGGUCUGGCAGUGGCGAUCAGUAUGACUCACAAGGUCGGCGAUGGCAUUUCCAUGUUCGCCUUCAUCCGGGCCUGGGUUGCCGCCGCAGUUGCGAAGGAGAAUUCGAAGCCGAUUCCGGCAGAGCACUACCCGACAUUCGCUUCCAAUUCGAUGGUCCCUUCCUCGAGCGACCUGUCAGUGCCCCUGCCUCGCUUACCACCGGCACAAAGAGAGCAGAUCAGGGCGACAACAAAGCGGUUUGUGAUCGGGUCGGAGGCAAUCAAGCGAAUCCAAGCUCGGUGUGUUAGCGACGCCGUGGAGCGCCCAACACGGUCCGAGGCACUUACUGCGAUCGUUUGGAGGUCGUUGAUGAAGAUCAACCGAGCCAAACGUAUCGCAGCCGGACGUCAAGGUCAUAAGGAGAAGUCCAUCCUCAUCCACGCCACGAACUGGAGACAGCAGCUCGACCCACCAUUGCCACGGACAUUGGUGGGCAACCUGUCAGGCAAGUUCGUGUGUCGGAUAGAGGAAGGAAGCAGCAAGGAUCUGAAAGCACUGGCGGCGUACCUGAGAGCAGGGCAGGUCGAAUCGGGCAAACCUAUGAUGCAGGGGAACAAACUAGCCGAAGAGGAGGCGCAGGGGAUCAUCGAGUUUGUGAGGGAAGUCCAGGAGGUGACUACCAGGGGCGACGUGGAUAUCUACAGCUUCAGCAGCUUGCUCUCGUCGUUUCGACUCUAUGACAUCGACUUCGGCUGGGGGAAGCCGGCUUGGGUCGUCUUCACCAACUUGAUCAUAAAGAAUUACGUAAUUUUCAUCGAAGAUAUCGACCGGUCGGUCGAGAUCCUGAUUUCUACAGGUGAAGAUGAUGGUCGUAUGCUGGAGAAUGACGAGGAGCUGCUCGAGUUUGCGUCGGUGAACCCUCCGGUUGUUCGAGGACUGAGACCUUCGGUCGCACUCCAAUCGCGUAUUUAG
This is a messenger RNA of Linum tenue, 1401 nucleotides long. Lineage: Eukaryota; Viridiplantae; Streptophyta; Magnoliopsida; Malpighiales; Linaceae. The record is from the annotation of a GenBank genome assembly.